Alligator sinensis (Chinese alligator) is the source of this 1043-nucleotide messenger RNA. It is a transcript of the gene SPACA1, whose product is annotated as sperm acrosome associated 1. The record is from RefSeq and is a predicted model, not a curated record. The transcript has 8 exons. Gene Ontology annotation, biological process: acrosome assembly. Lineage: Eukaryota; Metazoa; Chordata; Crocodylia; Alligatoridae. Bases 1 to 999 code for a protein of 332 amino acids. Gene Ontology annotation, cellular component: acrosomal membrane.
AUGGGUGUUGGAUUGGUGGCAGCUGGGCAGAAGACAGGAAUUCCUGGAGGCAUUGACGAUGGAAAUGUCACUGAUCUUGAAAGUGAUCCACUUGUUGUUGUCAUCUGCCUGCUGGCCAGCGAGCCGGCGGGCGCCAAAAACGACAGCGGCUCUGCCCUGGACGCCGCCGUGGUGGAGCCCAUCGUGACGCUCCUCGAGCCUGGUUUGAAUACCACCACUCCAGUGCCCAAGCAAGUAGAGUUUGGACCAUGCACAGUUACAUGUGGGAUUGGCAUUCGAGAAACUUUAUUAACCAAUGGUUGCCCUGGGAGUGAAACAAAAUGUAUUGUUCGUGUAGAAGAAUGCAGAGGACCAACAGAUUGUGGAUGGGGUAAACCCAUUUCUGAAAGCCUGGUUAGCGUGAAGAUACCUUGUAUUUUUGUACCUCCUGAAAAUCGAUUUACUUAUGUUUGGAAAAUGUUAGUUCCAGACCAGCAAGCACUUAUUCUCCCGAAUGAUUCGGCUAUUCUGGAGGUACACAGAGAUACCCAUCCAGUUGCUUUCCAGUGUGACACAAAAGAAAAUGAUGACCUAAUUGCCUCUGUAAAAUAUACAGUAUAUACCACAGCAGAAUUGGAAACAAGAAGAUCAAAGAGACCAGGAGCUGAUGUAGUUCUGGUGUUUGUUCUGAUCACGGGAGUUAUUGUUUGUGUUGGCGUGAUCUUCGCAUUAAUUUUCAUAAUUCUUCACUGGGAAUCUGUAAAAGCCUUCUGGAAAUCAAAAAUUGCAAGGAGCUCCAAAGAAGAGCCAUCAGGUUCUAAAGGGUCACUGAGAGCCAUAGAGGAAGAAAGAGGAUCAGCAUUGGUAUUAGGAUCAGGAUCAGCAUUAGCAUCAGGAUCAAUGUCAGCAGCAGCACCAGCACUGACUCCAACACCAGAAGCAUCACAGCAUUCACACGUAGAAAAUAACAUGCAAGAACAAAGGUCUUUUCAUGAGUGGAACAAUGAAGAAGAGAAUUAGAAAGAAAAAUAAGACUAAAAAUGUUUGAAAAGAGAUUAAAAGAU